UUUUCUAAUAUGUGUUACUUUAAAAAAAAAAAAAAACAUAGCAGUGCAAUUCAUUUUGCAUCUUUCCCGUGAAACCAGUGACAAUCACAUUUUCAGUCAAUUGAACGUUUGGUGUUCAUUCUUUCAGUUUCACUUCACUUCACUUGCAUCUCAUACGACAAACCCUGCACAUGAGAGAGUACUGAAAUCACCAUCCUGCAGAUUCCACGCACGUACCCGUUAAAUAAUUUCAUCGUUUUUUUCUCAAAGCAGAGUUUGUGGUUGAAGAGAUGUUGAUUGGUCACGCAGAUCACAUAUCGGAGUCUAGGUCAGUUAAGGAUCAGAUAGCUGAGUCUGGGUCUGAUUUAGUUGAUGAUGAAGAGGAAGAUUAUUUGGAACAGAUACUCUACUCAGCAUCGUUUGAAGAGCUUGCAAGCAACAGCGUUAAAUACGACACAGUCAUAUGGCUUGCUAUAUCAUUGCUACUGGUUUUGGCUUGGGGAAUUGGCCUUUUUAUGUUGCUUUACCUGCCCAUCAGGAGAUAUGUACUCCAAAAGGAUUUUUCUUCUCGCAGAUUAUAUGUUACACAUACUGAAGUGGUUUAUAAGGUAUCAAGGCCUUCAUUUAUACCAUUUUGGGGGACCGUGACAAUUGAGAGGCGUGUACCUCUUUCUCUGGUGAUUGAUAUUAUUAUUGAACAAGGUUGCCUGCAGUCUAUAUAUGGCAUUCAUACUUUUCGACUUGAAAGUAUAGCACAUGGAAAAGCUGCUCCUGUAGAUGAGCUACAAGUUCAGGGAGUUUAUGACCCUUCUCUUUUGAGAAAGAUGAUCGUAACCGAGGCUUCAAAGAUCACACAAGAUGUAAGUACAAGUGCGAUGCAUGCUGCUCCAAUCACAGAUGUGGAAAACAUCUCUCUUAUGCCAGCAGCUACUGAGGGAUCAGUUGAUUUGAGAUCACCAUCAAAAAGUCUGAAGAUGGCAGGCUCAUCACAUGCUUCAUUGGAGCGCAGACUAGCUGGAGGGUUGCUGCUUACUAAACUUGAAGAAGUCAAUAAAUCAGUAAAGAGACUUGAGCUGCUUAUUGAGAAGUCGCAUGCUUCUCCCUCCAUCAGAUGAAGGCACCAUAGUUUAGCACUGCAAGAAUUAAAUUGAAUUGAAAGGAGUUUCCAAAUGACUAGAUCCUUAUUUAACUAUGGAAAUAGUAAAUAAUGAUUUCAUUAUGUUAGUGCAACUCAGUCACUGUUAUCAAUGAUUGACUAUAGAAAAUUCCGGCUGAGGAUUGUAGAUUUUAGAACCUCAAAUUUUGAUUGCAUUAUUAUCUUUACUAUUUUCUUCCACUCUAGAUUUUUAAUUGUAUAUAGCCCUAUUGAUAUAUACCAAAAGCCUCUUUUGGUUUUUCCCUUCAUAUAAUAACUAAAUUCCCUCAA
This is a messenger RNA of Vigna unguiculata (cowpea), 1405 nucleotides long. RefSeq lists its product as uncharacterized. Lineage: Eukaryota; Viridiplantae; Streptophyta; Magnoliopsida; Fabales; Fabaceae. The record is from RefSeq and is a predicted model, not a curated record.